Molecule: messenger RNA, 309 nt
Organism: Medicago truncatula (barrel medic)
Lineage: Eukaryota; Viridiplantae; Streptophyta; Magnoliopsida; Fabales; Fabaceae
Product: zinc finger protein GIS2-like
Exons: 1
Coding region: 1-309 (102 amino acids)
Molecular function (GO): zinc ion binding; nucleic acid binding
Source: RefSeq, a predicted model, not a curated record
AUGUUUGAUGAUGCUGGGAAGGUUAAGUUUGAUUAUUUUAAGGCACAAAAGGAUAAGAGAGGAAAGAUUCAAGGAUUUGGAAAGCCGUAUAACAAGGAUAAGGGGAAGAAGAGAGAAUCUGGUGGAGGCUCUAAGGCGAGUUUGGAGGAUGUCAGAUGCUUCAAGUGUGGGACUUUGGGUCAUUAUGCCAAUGAUUCCAAGAACGGUGAUAAAUGUUUCAGGUGUGGACAAGCGGGUCACAAGUCGGCUGAUUGCAAGAAGGAGAUCACUUGUUAUAAUUGUGGAGAGAAGGGCCAUAUUAGUACCUAG